GUCCCUCACUUGUCAUUUCAUCGCCCAAAAUCUCAUUUUCAUCAAAUUUUGGGACACUUGUCUUUAUAGCAUUAUGACGGUCUCUCAUCUUGUCCGUCGCGGGGUUGAGGCCUUCUCUGCAGCCGAGGAUGGGGAUAUGCCCAUCUAUCGUGUUGAAGUGGGAUCUCCUAUCCUUGCUGGCUUGUUCUUUAUUACAAUCCUUGCGGGUGUCUUUGCUAUUUCCUCCAUCGCGUACACUUAUGGAACACUAGUACCAACCCUCGCUGCCGUGGAGGAUUCUAAUCCGGCACUCUAUCUUCGUGUUGAUAUUGAUCCUAUCAACAAGAACCCGGCCGAUCCGAACGAUGUCGAGAUGGAAGUUGAAACCCCUGCUCCUAGGCCCAUCACUAGCAAGCUGCGCACUACGCUUCGCCACCUCCGCGCGCGCGGCGGCCGUCUCUCACGUUUCCGUGGCUUCAGCAUGUUCAUCACCUUAGCUGUUGCCCAGUGCAUCGUCUCUUCUAUUAUUCCUAUGUCUCCUAGCUCGAUUUAUAGUGGAUUCAUCCAAUCCACGCUUGUCCAUAUUCUCCUUGCCAAUCUGCGGGUCGCCUGGGUGCACAUUGUGAUCUCGGAGCCUUCUCCCAAGCGUUUCUACCAGCGUAUCCCGAGCUUUCGAUCUCUGAAGAAGAUUAUCCCUGCAGCUGCUUUCGAAAGCCUUGUUGUCAACGGCUCGUGCCUUAUCGCUUUUUUCAUCAUCCGUCUAGUCCAUGGACUCAAGGAACUCGAUCUUAUUCGCGAUGGUGAUGUUUCUCCCGAGCUCGUGCGGCGUGCCGCCGGCAUAAUGAGCAUCGCUGGCUUGGUUGGCUGGCUUGCGUCCUUCCCCGCAAACGUCAUCUUCGUCCGCGUGGCGGCGUCUAUGCUCCCUGCAGAGGACGAGCCAAUCAUCCCCUUCGACCGAAGCUUCGGUGGGAAGGUUGCUCCCGAAGUCGUUGGUGGUGGUGCUCUGAGCAUUGCCGAUGCUUGGAAAACAAUGGACCGCGACGGCUGGAAGCGCUAUGCUAAAGCUGAACUCAAGGCCAUGGGCUUAUACAUGGCUAGCUCGAUCUUCUUCUCUAUCGUUAUUGCGGCAACGUUACUCGGUGGUGCUUUCGCAAUUAAGCCUAAGGGUGGCAACUAAACUGCGGAAGAACCGACGUUAAUAAACGCAGUUACCGUCCCUGGGAAGCGCGGUGCCUCUUGGACAUUGGUUCUAUGAUUGUCUCGAAUAUAAUAUCUAUCCAGUAUUUUUACUCACCCUGUACGCUCGCCAUUUACAUACCAACCAUUAUACUUGCUUAAAUGAUAAAUCAUUUAUUAUUCGUGUUAGGCUGGCACUUUCCGUAUUCUCAAUACAAGACACUUGAUGCUGC
This is a messenger RNA of Aspergillus nidulans FGSC A4, 1388 nucleotides long. RefSeq lists its product as uncharacterized. Lineage: Eukaryota; Fungi; Ascomycota; Eurotiomycetes; Eurotiales; Aspergillaceae. The record is from RefSeq and is a predicted model, not a curated record. The coding region runs from base 74 to 1156 and encodes 360 amino acids. The transcript is spliced from 2 exons.